Molecule: messenger RNA, 501 nt
Organism: Oikopleura dioica
Lineage: Eukaryota; Metazoa; Chordata; Appendicularia; Copelata; Oikopleuridae
Source: the annotation of a GenBank genome assembly
AUGAUCAUUGGAAUGAAGAUUUUGAAGUUUUCAGCGCUCAUUGCUUGCAUCAAUUCGAGUUUCUCACGAACACAAAAAUCCACGACUCUUCCGAAACAUGUGCAAUCGACGACCGUCCGAGGGCUGAAAUACUACUUGUACGCAGACCCUGUGACAUUUCUUGAAGCGGUUCAGCUCUGUGAUGAGCGCGGCCAGACAUUAGCGAACAUUUCCGACCGGAUCCAGCAGUCCCAAUUGGCCAUCCGCCACUGGCAACGGCUCAAUCCAUGGAUAGGAAUCGUGAAUUUCCAAGGAAGCAUGCGCUGGGUGUCCGACUUCUCGCUCGUCAACGAUCGUCAAAAAAGACGGAACUGGUCAUACAAUGAUGUUCAAAGAGCGAAAAGGCACACGCUUCAUCCGUCGGAAUGCUCAGCAUUUAUGUCUCAGGAGAACUAUGGCGUUUGGAAAAUUGACAAUUGCGAGAGAACGAAGCGCCCGUACAUCUGCCAUCGAAAAAUUUAG